AGCUUGUUUGAAGACUCUGGAAGGGGAGCGGCGGGUGGUUCACAGUUUCUUGUCAAAGUUUUCCUGAAGUUUACAGAGUAAAUCUCUGCCCCCCCCCCCCCCCACACCGCCUCGCGCCCUUCUGUGAGCGCGCACACAGUGUUCUCGUGUCACAGCGUGCGCUUCGCUGCUUGCAUGACAGCCUUGUUCAGUUCCCGUUUAUUUUCCUAACCCGACUAAAGUAGGAAAAUAACAACAGAGAUGAAGGCAUCUUCGCAACGCGGUAUGUCUGCUGUAAAUAUGGAUAAAUACAGUUUAUCUCUCCUCACUGCUAAAGAGGAUAUACUGAAUGGAAAGAAUUCAACAAACUGGGCACUAUUUGUCUAUGACAGGGGAAAUGAUCUUAAACUGUCAGACUCUGGAGCUGGUGGUGUGGAGGAAUUAGCUCAGAAGUUCAACAGUAACAGUAUCAAGUAUGGAUUCUGCAGGGUGAGAGAUCCCAGCUCAGGAUUACCCAGAUACAUCCUGAUAAGUUGGGUUGGUCAAGAUGUUGAUGAAGCUCGAAGACACCUUUGUAGUAGUCACAUCCCUGCAAUCCAGUCCUUUUUCAAGGAAGCACAUGUUUUCUUACCAGCCCGAAGGAUUGAUGAUGUCACUGUUGAUGCCAUUCACAAAGUAAUUUCUAACAUCCCACCAACUACCAAGCGCUUUGGGAGAUCUGCUAGUGUGAUUGGUUCUGAAGACACUGUGGGUGCAAAGUAUAUGAAGACAAACGCUGCUGUGGAGAUGAGAAGGUUAAACAGGGAACGAUUCUGGGCUCUGGCUGAGAAGGAGGAGGAAGAGAGGAAGGCUGAGGAAAAGACAAGAAAAGCUGAAGAAAAGAAACGCUUGGAGAGGGAACGGCUGGAAAAGGAGAAGAGGGAAGCUGAUAACCGGGAGAGAAGGAUAUUGGAAAAGGAGAGAAUGGUGGAAGAACAAAGAAGACUACAGGUCAUACUUGAAGCUGAAGAAAGGAAGAUAGAGAAAGUAAAAUGGGAGCAACAACAGAGGGAGCAUGAAGAAGAGAUGAGAAACAGAUAUAAAAGGAGUGAGUCAAUUGAGAAAGCAGCGGAAGCUCAAGCAUUGUUAUCACAUCGACCAAUGAAUCCUCGAGAGUUCUUCAAGCAGCGAGAACGUGAGUCUUCCUCAUCCUCCCCUCCAGCUUCUCCCAUAGGGAAAACAGGGAGUCAACGACGGCCACCUCUUAGAUACACACGCAGCAAUACAGAUUCAUGUUUCAGUUUUACAAAAUCUGAAAGCCCAACGUCACCUACUUCAUCUUGGCGAUCAGGAUGUACCUUUCCUUCUCCAAGGAGUACUGGGCCUUCUUAUUCACCUACGGAAAUGUUUAGGACUGGGCCAUCUUUUAAGUCAUCCAUUGGUUCAUCAAAAGGAGGCUAUGUUUUUUCUGCCAUUUCUUCAAGUUCACAGCCAGGACGUUUUUCUCCAAAACAGACAUACCGAGACAGCCCACCCACAGUACAGUCAUCAUCUGAUGUCUCACCUACAGCUGAACCUGUAUCAGUUAAUCAUGUAAGAUAUGAUAGUCAGCCCAGUGCAGAAUCUGUAACUUAUAUUAACCUAAGUAUUGCAAAGGAUGCACCGCAUAACAGUACUGCUACAGAGAAGUCUGAAUCUCCUGAAACCUCAUAUAGUAUCAACUCUACAUCACAUUGUAGUGUUCCUAUGGUAGAAACUGUACCAAAUGAAACCACAGAACAUGUAACUUACACCACUGUCAAAACAACGAAUGCCAUGUGCCUUAAGGCUUCUGCAGCACAGUCUUUUUCACAAACUAAUGGAAUUACAGUAGUAGAACCUGUGCCAUAUACUUCACCAGUGGCAUCACUACUGCCUGAAAACCCACCUGCAGAAAAACAUAUUUUGCUUAACCAGCCUGUGGAAGAAUCCAUUGUUUAUAUCAGUGCACCAUCAUCAACGCAGCAAGAAGAGCAUGAUCAUCCAGUUGUAGCCAAGUAUGUAUCUCUUGCUGAGUCACCUACACUGAAAUCUGUACCCCAUAGCACUACAUCUACAACAGAAUUUGUUUUCCAGUUUAGUACACCGACAACAGGGCAAGUAUCUGAUGAGAAUUAUCUUGCAUCAAAGAGAUUGUCAAGUGAAGUCCUACCAGAAAAGGGACUUGAUUCACAGGAAAACCAACCAGUAGUGGAGCCUGUUCCAUAUGAUAAACAAACAGCAGAUGAUUUGGUGCCAUAUGAGACUCCACCAAGCACAGCACUUGCGUCAGUUGAAAAACAGCCGUGUUCAUAUUUGCAGCCCACUGAGAACCAAUUAAAAGAAGAGGUGGCACUUUCUAAAGACCACUCCGUUGUAGUAUUGGGAACUUCUGAAGACAAGCUAAGUGCAGAUUUGGCUCCUUUUGAGAACCAGUCAAAAACAGUAUCAGAGCCUUCUGAGAUUAAGCUUAGAGCUGAGUUGGUUUAUGUUUCAAGCCUACAAAGUGAAGAACAGGAGUCCUUUGAAGACCAACAAAGAGAAAAGCCAGAGGUUCCUGAAGAUCAUCUCAGAGAACAGAUGUUUUUAUCUGACAAACAACCAAAAACAGAAACGGAGCUCACUCAGAAUUACAUUAGCUCAGAAUAUGUAUCCUCUGAGAGGCAACCUGUUGUAGAAGUGGUAGAACAUGAGAAUCAGGCAAAAAUAGAAUUGGUAUCCUGUAAAAACCAGGCCAGUGCAGAAUUGUCUUCUGAAGACAAUUACAGAGUAGAGAUGGUGUACUCUGAUAAUUAUUCACUUACUGAAACUGAGUCCCAUGAGAACCAACCAGCAGCAGCAUUGGAACUCUGUUGGAACCUGCAGGAGUCACCAAAACUUGAGCCUACUAAGAAACAGUCCACAGCAGGCUUAGAACCACAUGAAAGCCAACCCAAAACAAUGGUUGUGUGUUUUGAGAAACAAGCUGCAACAGAGCUAGUAUCCUGUGAAAACCUUUCAAAAGAAGUGGAACUUUCCAAGGAUCAGCUCAGAGAAGAUUCGGUGCACAGAGAGAGUUGGCCAGUGGUAGACCAGGAGCAUAGUAAAGAUCAGGUAAGAGCUGAUUUAGCACAUUCUGAGAACCAAGUGAAUGCAGAGGUGGAAUAUUUUGAGAACAGGCCAGCAACAGAAUCAAUGUUUUCUGUGGAACAGCUAAGUACAAGGAUGGUACCCUUUAAGGACCAUAUUAGACCUGAACUGAUGUUCAGUGAUAAUCAUUCACCAUCAGGGUUGGAGCAUUCUGAAGGUCUAAUUAGAGUAGAAGAGAUAUCUUGUGAAGAACAAAAUAGACUUGAGCUGGUGUACCAUGAGAGUCAUUCAACAGUAGAACUGGAGCCUUCUGAGGAUAUUCCAAGAAAAGUGUUGGCGCCUUUUGUGGACCAAAUCAAAGCAGAGCUUGUAUACUGUGACAGUGAGUCUCCAGAAGACAUGGAGCCUUAUAAGGAUCAAGUCAGAGCAAAGCUAGAACCCCAUGAGGAUGAACGCAGAGCAGAGCUGGUGUAUCAUGAGAACCAGUCAUCAGCAGAAUUGCAGCCUUCUGAGGACCAUCUGAGAGAAGAACUGCUCUGCUGUGAGGAUGAAGUCAGAGCUGAGCUGGUAUACCAUGAGAACCAGUCAUCAGCAGAAUUGCAGCCUUCUGAAGAUAAGCACAGAGCAGAGCUGGUAACCCAUGAGGAUGAAAUCAGAGCCGAGAUGGUGUACCAUGAGAACCAGUCAUCAGCAGAAUUGCAGCCUUCUGAGGACCAGCUGAGUGAAGAACUGCUCCCCUGUGAGGAUGAAGUCAGAGCUGAGCUGUUAUACCAUGAGAGACAGUCAUCAGCAGAAUUGCAGCCUUCUGAAGAUCAGCGCAGAUCAGAGCUGGUAUUCCAUGAAGAUGAAAUUGGAGCUGGGCUGGUGUACCAUGAGAGCCAGUCAUCAACAGAAUUACAGCCUUCUGAGGACCAGCUGAGAGGAGAGCUGUUCCCCUGUGAGGAUGAAUUCAGAGCUGAGCUGGUGUACCAUGAGAGCCAGUCAUCAGCAGAAUUGCAGCCUUCUGAAGAUCAGUACAGAGCAGAGCUGGUAUCCCAUGAGGAUGAACUCAGAGCUGAGCUGGUGUACCAUGAGAGCCAGUCAUCAGCAGAAUUGCAGCCAUCUGAAGAUCAGCACAGAGCAGAACUGGUAUCCCAUGACGAUAAAAUUAGAGCCGAGCUGGUGUACUAUGAAAAUGAGUCAGCAGAAGAAGUGGAACCUUCUGAGAAACAGGUAAGAGCAGAGCUGGUACCCUGUGAGGAUGAAAUAAGAGCCGAGAUAGUGUACCAUGAGAACAUGUCACCAGCAGAACUGCAGUCUUCUGAAGAUCAACACAGAGCAGAGCUUCUCCCCUGUGAGGAUGAAAUCAGAGCUGAGUUGGUGUACCAUGAGAACCUAUCAUCAGCUUCUGAGGAUCAACACAGAGCAGAACUGGUACUCUGUGAUAAACACCCAGCAGUCCAUCUAGAGCUUUAUAAGAACCAAGAAGCUUCAGCAAUAGAGACCUGUGGCAAUAAGCUACUGAGAACACUGGAGCCAUCUAAGAACCAACAAGAAUCUCUACUUGUAACCUGUGAGAACAAACCAAGAGUAGAAACAGUGUACUGUGAAAAUCAGCCAAGCAACCAAGCAUUACCCACUGAGAAUAAACCAUGGGCAGGGUUCAUAAUUACUGAAAAGGAAUGUAUGCCUUUUGAAAAUUCUGUAGUAGCACUGACCAGUGAAAAUAAUGUAACAGCAGAACAACUGUUAUAUGAAAUACCACUUACCACUGAAUAUCUGUCUUGUGAGACCACACUUUCAGAAAAAUCUUUGGGUCACAUCACUCCUACUACAAUAUAUCACACAGAGUGUAGCCCAUCUGCAGACGUCUGUGAUGUGUAUAUUAACCAAGUUGCAAUACACAGCAACUCCUAUUGUGUUGCAUCUGAAGUAGAGACUUCAUCACUUGAUGGACAGCCUACACCUGCCACAGAGCAGAGGUUAAAAUAUAAUGGUCACCAAAGUACUGAAAGAUAUAUGACAUUUGAUGAAACAACUACACCUGAAAGUGUGUCUAGUAGUACUUUGCAUGCAUUAGCAGACUUAUCACUCACUGAUCCAUCAACAACUGAGCUAAUACAGUAUCAGUCCAUAGCUGACUAUGUGUCUGUUGAUAAUGCUGUCACUACAAAUGCAUCACUACCCUGCAAUCCAACCCAGGCUGAAGCAAAUUUCUGUUCUGAUGUACUGACAACUGAGACCACACUGCCUAGCCAAGUGCCAGAAUCUUCCUUCAGAAUCACAACUCAGGGUAUGCUUCUCCAGUCAGAUGAGGAUGGACCUGGAAUUUGUAACCCCAGUGACUCACAAUCAAUUGCUUUCACAUUGUCUGAAAAUGGGAAUGGAACACCUUCAGAAGACACAGUAAUAUCAGAACAUGCUAUCCCAGUUGCACAGUGCCAGGCUACACAGGUGGAAGCCUACUUUUAUGGCCAGAAUGCUGCUGAUACACAAGAAACAGAAAAACAGGCUGAGGAACAGUGCAGCACAAAAGAAGAAGAGACAGUGAUACCAGAACAUACCAUGACAGCUACGUGGUGCCAUAUUCCAGAGCUGGAAGCCUUUUUACGUGAUCAACCAUCCCUUGCUCCAUAUGAGAUAGAAGAGCAGUCUGAAGAACAAUACUGUUCAGAAGAUGAGCUUCAACCAGAGGAUGGACAGACCCAUGCCCAGUACAGUCUGCCUACUUUCAGUGCACUAGACAAAAACACUGCCUGCACCACUUUGAAGACAGAGCAUUGCGAGAGCGAGGACCAUGACAGUGGGAUGGAACAGGACCAGCAGGCAGAGGAAGAUACUCGACAGGUACCAAGCGGCAUGACUUUAUUGGAUACAAGAACUUCAGAUCUGAACUUUUUAUGAGCAGGAGCACUGUGGUAUAAGGCAGACAAUGGAGUAGACAUUUCGCAUGAGCCAGAGACUCAAAUCAAGACUGUAAACAUUGCCAAAUCUGCCUCAUAGUAUGAAUAUCGGAUUGCAAGAUGGACUCCUGUAGGACAUUCCCUUCCAAUAUUUUAGAAUCUGCAUGACAUGCUUUUUUCUCUGGAAGUCCUUCAUGAGAAUUAACCUGAAAUGGCUGAUUUUCCAUGAGAUUGUGAUUAGCUGUUCCUCACAUUUGCACAGAGUUAUGAAACGCAUUGCACAUACUUCUUAUUGUCAACUGAGAACUCUAUUUAGUUAACUACUAAUUUGUUUUGCCUCAAUAAGCUCUAUGCUUGGUUUUGUAAAGCUGUCAACAUAGUCUCAGGUUUAAGGCUUAUGUGCCUUAGGUCUCCAGCUGCCUUAUUUCCUCCACUGAAGCAGGUCCUUCUCUGAAAAUGUAUACAUUUUAGUUUAGGAACUCGCAUGUUCUUCCUUUAUCACAAAUUGAGUUACAUAAAAUUAAAAGACAAAGAAAAUCAGUUAUUGUUGGCUUAAUAGUAGUUGAACAAGACUAACACAAUUUCAGAUCUCUGAGCACUUUUCUUGACAAAUGUUUUAGAAGCUUAAGUUGUAAAAUGCACUGUGUUUGGCUGUAUUUAAGUAUUUAUAUACAACGCAUCAUAGUUUAAAAUUAUUUUGCGGGUACUAAUGGUUUUAGAAAGAUUAUCAAGUUCCAGUAGAGAACUUUGAGCUGUUUGACCACUUCCAGAAAACUUUCUGUGCAGUCUUCUGUAGCUAUAACAGUAGUACGGUAUGGUAUAUGCAAAGCCUCAUGUCUGAAGGUGACGUCCCCUUUAAGUGAUGUUUCUCCUUACUGUCAUUACUUCUUUCUAACCCACGUCUUUAUUAGUACCAUAAAUCUGUUAUGUCUCCAUAAUUACAUGCCAGCAGCACCAUUCCAUCCAGAGAACCAUUACAGUGUUCGCCUCACAGUGCUUGCUCAUUAGUCAAAUGGACAAAUUUUUAUUAGUUUUUGUCAGUUGAAGGGCAGCAAAAACUAGUCACUGAAACAGAUUUUGAUGGCAAAUGAGAUUUUCUUAACAUUCUUUGUCUGACCAUUUUCUUAACCACUGCACAGAAUGCAAAUUCUACAUAAUAAUUUACCCACAUCUUCGCAUCCUCACACACUGCAUGUUUGACCUUGAAUUCAUAAUUUCUGUCAUCACUUUUGGCUUUUCACCCGGUUGAGAAGGUCGUUCCAUUCACUCACUGUCCAGAAGUGAAUAAGAAUUUCAUUUUGCAUAUUAUUUUUGAAACACUCCUGCAUUCAUAUUGUGCUUAUUUGCUGCAUGUCCCUUUCUCUGAAUGCUACUUCUAUCUUAGACUUAACUGUAUUAGUUUCUCUCUAAUUGUCUUUUUCCCCUCCCUUCCAUAAUGUUUAUCUUUUGUACUCUUGUAGACUUUUUUGUAAGAUGACUACUGCAGGUUUUCCAUCAAUUUAGCUACAUUUUUUGUAUGAAAUGUCAGAAGAGAGGGCUUAUAAAACAGACUGGGAAACAGAACACAUAUCAACAUAGUAUAAAAAGAUAAAGCCAUACUUUUCUUUUGGUGAUAUCAUCCUUUGCAUCCAAGCUAUUCCAAGCUUAAUGUUAUUUGUUUGAUUAAGCAUUGUCUCAGAGAUGGCCACAAGAAUGUUUUAUGUUUUUUUAUUUUUUUCUUCUUAUUUUUUUUUCCCAAAAGUGAAUUCCUUCUCAGAUCUCUGCAUAUAAUCUUUGUCACAUUUGGACUGUACGCCCUCUUCAUCUUUGUUCAUUUGUUCAUUCUGUUUUCUGAGCAGGAUAGUACUUGCUAUGCACUCUAAUUUAUUAUCCAUGUUAUGGUGUUGCGCCAGAAUGUUCCCGCUAAAGUUUAGGUAGACAGUUUCCAUACCUAAUAAUAGAUUAUGCAGUAUUUUGUCUAAUCAAACAAGAAGGCCAAAUCAGCAUUAUUAUAUGAGCACUUUAGGAGUAAAUGUGUUUAUUAAAAGUUAGGUGUGCAGUAAAAUCCCCUAUUUUUUAUGCACAGAUAUGGCUGGAUACUGAAUAACUCCCCUUAGCGAAUAGCACUUGUGUCUUCUUGAACUCUUCCAGGUGUAAUUAAUGGCUGAUCAUAAAUAUGCAGUUUAAAUAUUAUUAUAUGUAAAAAAGAGAAGAGAAUUUUAAUAAUGAGCGAUACCAUUAGCUGUUAAAGUCACAUUAGUUCAGUAAACUGCUUGCCUGUUUGUUGUAUUCCUAAGUAAAACAUUUUUUCUGUGGUUGUUCAUAGUAAAAUAGAGAAAACAGCAGCAAGUGUGGCUGACCUGCAUUUUUAAGUGGAAGGUAAAGCACGUUACUAAGCUUGUUAAAUAUUUCAAGUUAAGUGCACUCUGUUUAUUUGCUGCCUUCCUCUCUUGCUUAUCACCUGUCUGUUAUCGCAUUAUGUUGUAAACCAGCCAUGCUUGUUUACCUUUUGCUUCUCAUAAGUCACAAGAAAUGCAGUAAAUAACUAAAAACAUAUGAACCACAGCUGCUGUCGUUUCAGAAAUGUACUGCCGUCUUGUAUACAGUAAACUCUGUAAUGCUUACUUUAUGGACUAAGUAAUACUGCCAACUCUUUGUAACAGCAAUUAGCAUUUGUAAAUAUGUGUAAUAAAAAGUAUAUCAACUUGUCA
This is a messenger RNA of Protopterus annectens (West African lungfish), 8617 nucleotides long. RefSeq lists its product as uncharacterized. The record is from RefSeq and is a predicted model, not a curated record. NCBI's taxonomy places the organism in Eukaryota, Metazoa, Chordata, Ceratodontiformes, Protopteridae. Gene Ontology annotation, molecular function: actin filament binding. Gene Ontology annotation, cellular component: lamellipodium; site of polarized growth; postsynaptic membrane. Gene Ontology annotation, biological process: postsynaptic actin cytoskeleton organization; neuron projection morphogenesis; positive regulation of dendritic spine morphogenesis. The transcript is spliced from 16 exons. Bases 241 to 5928 code for a protein of 1895 amino acids.